Molecule: messenger RNA, 2938 nt
Organism: Trichogramma pretiosum
Lineage: Eukaryota; Metazoa; Arthropoda; Insecta; Hymenoptera; Trichogrammatidae
Product: pre-mRNA-splicing factor ATP-dependent RNA helicase PRP16-like
Biological process (GO): mRNA splicing, via spliceosome
Cellular component (GO): spliceosomal complex; intracellular anatomical structure
Molecular function (GO): RNA binding
Source: RefSeq, a predicted model, not a curated record
CUCGUGUGUCGUAAUUCAUUCGAAGCCUUUCGAAGCUGCCUAUAGCUCUUGAGUUUAGUCUUCUGAGUUCUGAUUAUCUAAGUAGUAAACCUGCGUAGACGUAAAUAGUUAGCCACGUGUGAUUUGCUUUGUUGUUCUUAAAAAGUGUGUUAUACACCAACAAUUACAAAGUGACAUAACCUAUUUCGUAUCCAAAUAAAAAUGGAAUUCGUAUCCGGCCACGUGUUGGAGGGUUGCAGCAGGGGUGGUGGUUUCAUCAAAUCUCAUAAGGAUGCUAUUUUCAAAAAACCUCAAAUGUUAAUGUAUGGCUUAGAUAAACUUACAGAACCAUAACUCAGGCAAAGAUCUCUCGAGUUGAAACCUUCAAUAAGAGAUGUAUCUCAAGAAAAUAGAAAAAGAAAAUAUCACAGCCAUGCCGAAGAAACACCAACAUAAUAUACUGGUGGAAUUGAUAAAAAGGCAAAAGAGAGGUUAGACCAUAGGAUUAAUAGAAAGAAUCACGACAGAAGGAGAGCUAAUUACAAAAAAGAUCAGAACAGUCGUAGAGAAAGAACAGCAAGUUUCAGCGUUGAACCAUCUACACCGAGUUAUUACAAAGCAAAGGAUGGAACAUCAAAAUCACCUUGGGACGAUGAAGAUGAAUAUGAAACGCCUAGAAAAAGAUCCACUUGGGAUCACUCUACUCCUCGUUUGUACAGAGAUGUUGCAGAUAGCGUGAGGAGCAAAUUCACGGCAUCUUAUAAGUACAAUGCUUAAGCUGAAGAUCGCAAGCCAUCGGUUGCUACUCCAUUAGCAGAUCAAGCAGAUAUAGAAGCUUGGGAACAGGAGCAGAAAAUACUUGACCGAGCCUGGUACGACGAUGAAAACACACACUUUGAAGAUGUUUCAGAAGAAUAUGAUCUGAAAAAAGAAGAAGAAUUGGAAGAAAAGAUAAAAAAGAAAAAAAAGAAAAUGUCAGCUAUGCAACACCAUUAAAACAGAGACAAUCUUAAAUGGGAAGAAAACAGAAUGUUUUCUUCUGGAAUUUUCAAAUCAACAAUUGUCAAUGAUGAAGUUGACCACAAAGAAGAAGCCAAAGUACAUUUCCUUGUGCACAAUGUUGUUCCUCCAUUCCUCGAUGGUCGUAUUGUCUUCACAAAGCAACCUGAACCCAAAAUACCUGUAAAAGACGUAACACGUCACCAAUGGCUUUAUUAUCCAAGAAGGGAUCACAUUUGGUUUUUCUCCACAGAGAAGAAAAAGAAAGGAGAAAGGCGCAAAAGAAGCAUUGGAACUUGACUGGUACAAAUCUUGGAAAUAUCAUGGGUGUGGAAGAUUGCAAGAAAGAAGAUGUAGAGGUUCCCAGUGAAGAAUGCCAUUAUAAAAGUGCACAAAAAUAUGCGAGUCAUGUAGAUGACCAAGUGACUCAAUCCAAAUUCAAAAAAAUCCAAGAGCAAAGGAGAAGCCUGCCUGUUUUUGGCGUGAAGCAAGAACUGCUGAAUGUUAUAAGGGAUAAUCAAGUAGUCAUCAUAGUUGGAGGGACCGGCAGUGUUAAAACUACUCAGCUGACUCAAUACCUACACGAAGAUGGGUACACCAAGUACGGAAUAAUUGGAUGCACUCAGCCCAGAAGAAUAGCUGCCAUGAGCGUAGCCAAGAGGGUGUCCAAUGAGAUGGAUUCCAAGCUAGGGGACAAAGUGGGAUACGCAAUUCGUUUCGAAGACUGCACAAGCCCAGAGACAAUCAUCAAGUACACGACAGACGGUAUUCUGCUGCGAGAGAGUUUGCGCGAAGGUGAUCUCGAUCGCUACAGCGUCAUUAUAAUGGACGAGGCUCACGAGCGCUCGCUGUCGACCGACGUACUGAUCGGCCUCCUCAAAGAGGUCCUCGCGUAUACGCAGCGCCAGUACCUGGACGAGCUGCUCGAGGCCAGCGUGCCCGAGAUCCAGCGCACGAACCUGGCCGUGCUGCUGCUCAAGUCGCUGGAGGUUGCUGAUCUGUUGCGCUUCCCCUUCAUGGACGCGCCGCCCCAGGACAACAUUCUCGACUCGCUGUACCAGCUCUGGAUGCUCGGUGCCAUCGACAACGACGACCAGCUGACCGGUUUGGGACGGUAGAUGGCCGACUUCCCGCUCGAUCCGCCCCAGAGUAAGAUGCUGAUAGUCGCGUCGAAUCUCGGCUGCGCGUCCGAGAUCUUGACCAUCGUGUCGAUGCUCUCGGUUUCCGCCAUAUUCUACCGGCCCAAAGGUCGCGAGGAGGACUCGGACUCGAAGCGCGAAAAGUUCCAGGUGCCUGAGUCGGUUCACUUGACCUAUUUGAACGUCUACAACCAGUGGAAAUCCAAUGGAUAUUCCAGCUCCUGGUGUACGGAAAAUUUCAUCCAUGCCAAAGCUAUGCGCAAAGUUCGAGAAAUUCGCCAACAGCUCGAAGAAAUCAUGAAGCAACAAAGGGUGAAUGUCGCCAGUUGCGAUACCGAGUGGGAUCCGGUUCGCAAGUGUAUUUGCUCGGCAUAUUUCCACCAAGCGGCUCGUCUCAAAGGUAUCGGCGAGUAUGUGAAUUGUCGUACCGGUAUGCCUUGCCAUCUUCGCUCGACGUCGGCUCUUUUUGGAAUGGGCUCUACCCCCGAUUACGUAGUUUACCAUGAACUGAUCAUGACGUCCAAAGAGUACGUCAAGUGUGUUACGGCUUUUGGACACAUGUUUUUCAGUAUCAAUAAGACAGGCAAACUCGGCAAGACCAAGAGGCAAGCUCCGAUGAAUUUGGAUAAAAGUUCAAAUAAAAGCUUCGAUACAAGCUCGGAUAAAGAUAAAGAACAAGCUUCUGGCAGAAAACGAGCUAUUUUGACUCCUGGACUCAGAGAACCAGGCACUCCUGCAUUGUAUCGUAUUAAAACUAAGCGUAUUGGCUUGUAAAGAAAUUAAGACUAGUCAAACAAAAAAAAACAAUUGUAAAUAUGUAA